AUGCAUUCACCACCACCACCAUAUCUUUACAAGUCUCCACCACCACCGGUGCAUUCACCACCACCACCAUAUCUUUACAAGUCCCCACCACCACCGGUGCAUUCACCACCACUGCCAUAUUUGUACAAGUCUCCACCACCACCGGUGCAUUCACCACCACCACCAUAUCUGUACAAGUCUCCACCACCACCACCACCAUAUUUGUACAAGUCUCCACCACCACCGGUGCACUCACCACCACCACCAUAUUUGUACAAGGCUCCACCUCCACCGGUGCAUUCACCACCACCACCAUAUUUGUAUAAGUCUCCACCACCACCAGUUAAGUCACCACCACCACCAUACUACUACAAGUCUCCUCCUCCUCCUCCGGUGCAUUCUCCACCACCACCUUACUACUACAAAUCCCCACCACCACCAACAAAGUCUCCCCCACACUAUUACUACAGUUCUCCACCACCACCAAAAUCCUACUACCUCGUACCUUACCCACACCACAAGAAACUCAUCGUAAAGGCUGUUGGCCAAAAAGAAAUUUCUGCAUAUGGAAAGACUAAGAUCAAUGGCAAAUAUGCAAUUACUGUUGAGGCUUUGGACUAUUCCAAAUAUGGAGGAUCAAAAGCUUGUACCGCUAAGCUUCAUAUGGCACCAAAGGGAACCAAAUAUAAUAGUUCAACAAAUCUUCAUGGUGGUUUGAAGGGUGCCGUGUUAAAGGUCAGAUCCAAAAAUGCUUAUGAGGUUGUCCUUGACGCUGAACCAUUUGCAUAUGCUCCUAAGACUCCUUCUACGCUUUGUGAGAAGCCAAAGCCAAAACCAAAGCCCACUCCUUCUCCAUAUUAUUACAAAUCUCCACCAUCACCGCCACCCACUUACUUGUAUAAGUCUCCCCCUCCACCCGUUAAGUCUCUUCGAGAAUAUCACUACACAUCACCCCCACCCCCUAAGAAAUCAACACUUCCUCCAUACCACUACAUAUCACCCCCACCACCCAAGAAAUCACCACCUCCCCCAUACCAUUAUACAUCUCCUCCCCCACCGGUUAAAUCUCCACCACCACCAUACCACUACACUUCCCUUCCACCACCAGUGAAGUCUCCUCCCAAGUACCACUACACAUCACCCCCACCACCUAAGAAAUCACCACCUCCACUAGACUACUACAAAUCGCCUCCACCACCGGUUAAAUCUCCACCCCGACCUUACCAUUAA
Messenger RNA from Lactuca virosa, 1209 nucleotides. The record is from the annotation of a GenBank genome assembly. Lineage: Eukaryota; Viridiplantae; Streptophyta; Magnoliopsida; Asterales; Asteraceae.